Molecule: messenger RNA, 396 nt
Organism: Naumovozyma dairenensis CBS 421
Lineage: Eukaryota; Fungi; Ascomycota; Saccharomycetes; Saccharomycetales; Saccharomycetaceae
Gene: VTC1
Product: Vtc1p
Exons: 1
Coding region: 1-396 (131 amino acids)
Cellular component (GO): vacuolar transporter chaperone complex; fungal-type vacuole membrane
Source: RefSeq, a predicted model, not a curated record
AUGUCGUCAGCUCCAUUAUUACAAAAGACUCCAGGGAAGAAAAUUGCGUUACCAACAAGAGUGGAACCAAAAGUGUUCUUCGCUAAUGAACGUACCUUCUUAUCAUGGUUGAAUUUCACAGUCAUGUUAGGUGGAUUAGGUGUUGGACUAUUAAACUUUGGUGACAAGAUUGGGAAAAUUAGUGCAGGGUUGUUUACAUUUGUAGCCAUGGGUACAAUGAUAUAUGCCUUAGUUACCUACCAUUGGAGAGCUGCUGCCAUUAGGAGGAGAGGUUCUGGUCCAUAUGAUGAUAGAUUAGGUCCUACGUUAUUAUGUUUUUUCCUUUUACUUGCAGUGGUUAUUAAUUUUAUUUUAAGAUUGAAAGCUAAUGAUCAUGUAAGUGUCCCAAGUCAGUAA